CGCUCAACUUACCUCCACCUUCAACCCCUCUCUCUUCUCUUCUGCUCAUUUCUCUCCAUCACCCUUCCUCUCGGCCCCUCUUUCUCGUCUCCGCUGCAUCCGUCCGUCCCUUCGCUCAGCUGACAAAAUGGCCAUGAAGGAUCUGUUGAAAGCUGAGGAUAUCAAGAAAGCUCUUGAUGCCUUUGCAGCGGCUGAGUCUUUUGACCACAAGAAGUUCUUCGAGAUGGUGGGGAUGAAGGCCAUGUCAGCCGAAAACGUCAAGAAGGUCUUCCAGGCUCUGGAUGUGGACGCCAGUGGAUUCAUAGAGGAGGAAGAGCUCAAGUUUGUACUUAAGGGCUUCAGCAAGGAAGGCAGAGAUCUGACCGAUGGAGAGACAAAAGCAUUCCUCAAAGCUGCAGACAAGGACGGAGACGGAAAGAUCGGCAUCGAUGAGUUUGAGGCCUUGGUGCAUGAGUAACGGACAGCCACACACCCCCCUCCACCUCCCCACAUCCACAUUUUGUAAUUGCCACCUCCCAUCUCCUCUCACUUCCCCUGGGAGGCCACACAUGGAGUCAGACCAGGCCUUGCUCUCAACAAAACACAACCAGAAGAGGCCAACAGUGGGUCACGGAGAGGGGGAACACACAGGCAUACCUGGCAUACCACUGUCAUUUUUAUUUUUAUUAUUAUUUUAUUAUUAUUUUUUUUUUCUCAAAAGAAGGUGGUGCUAGUGCUGUAGAUGGUGUAGAUGUUUCAUAUCCAAACCUUCAAUCUUCCUCCUCCCUCUGUGUAUUUCAUGUCGUGCAUUUCCUCUUAUUGUUUUUUGGGCUGCUCAUACAUCAAUGUACUCGCCUCUUCCUCAUCCACCUUUCCUUCAUCCUCUCCUCCUCCUCAGUCCCUCCUUCCGACGAGACGAUGUAGUAACUAAACUGAUUUUAAAAAAAGAAUUGCCAUGAAGAGAGAAAAGACCUGAAUAAGAAAUAAUAAAGAGCCUUGAGUUAUA
Messenger RNA from Myripristis murdjan (pinecone soldierfish), 985 nucleotides. RefSeq names its product parvalbumin 7 (gene pvalb7). NCBI's taxonomy places the organism in Eukaryota, Metazoa, Chordata, Actinopteri, Holocentriformes, Holocentridae. Bases 128 to 457 code for a protein of 109 amino acids. Gene Ontology annotation, cellular component: cytoplasm. Gene Ontology annotation, molecular function: calcium ion binding. The transcript has 5 exons. The record is from RefSeq and is a predicted model, not a curated record.